AUUCCUCACAACACACUCACUCACUCUCUCUCUCUCACACACACAUCCCACCAAAAAAAACACACACACACCAAAAAAAUGAACACCAAAAUAGCAAGCCUAGCAAUUCUUGCACUAGCAAUGCUAGCCCUGGCCCAAGUGGAGGUGGCCACCGCCGUGACGUGCAACCCGCUGCAGCUCAGCCCGUGCGCGGCCGCAAUCACGUCGGGAGGGAAGCCGAGCACCGCCUGCUGCGCCAAGCUCAAGGAGCAGAGGCCGUGCCUGUGCCAGUACAUGAGGAAUCCCAAUCUACAGAAGUUCAUCAAGUCCCCUGGUGCAAAGAAAGUGUCUAGUGCUUGUAACAUUCCCUACCCUAAAUGCUAAAUUAAUUAAAUAUUAUCAUUACUACUAUUACUAUAAUAAUUAUUGAAGUGCGACUUGUUUUAGUCUUAUGAGUAUUGAGUAUAACUUGUGGUUGUACUAUGGUAUUACAGUUUAUAUGUUUUUAUUUUCUAUGAAAAUGAUGAUUAUUGAUGA
Salvia hispanica is the source of this 516-nucleotide messenger RNA. Its product is annotated as non-specific lipid-transfer protein 2-like. The record is from RefSeq and is a predicted model, not a curated record. Gene Ontology annotation, biological process: lipid transport. Lineage: Eukaryota; Viridiplantae; Streptophyta; Magnoliopsida; Lamiales; Lamiaceae.